AUGGUUCGAUUGAAGCUACACAACAUUUUAUUUCUUGUACUUUUCUGCAGCUCAAAUGGACAGUUUGACAAUUCUAGGAGGCGUCCAUGGAUGGACAGAUUUGUACCAAUUAGGCGAUACUGGGAUCUUCAUGAGAGAGAAAAACCACCGAAAACGAUUAAUCCUUCACCAAGGUUUGUUCUGCUGGCUCCAGAUCUGCUGAGGACAGACAGCGAUGAGAACAUCUACUUACAGGCUGAUAGUGUGUCUGACCCCAUCACUGUCUACAUCGUGAUCCAGGACUUCAGCGAGGCUGUCACAUUUUUACAGGACUCGGUCACACUAAACCAGGCAAAUGGAUUCAGCACCCUCAAGCCUAUACAGCUUUCCUCUGAUUUAUUGAAUCGCGAAGAAAAGAAGAAGAAAUUUGUGACUCUGAAAGUGACCUUUGGAGGUUUCCACGUUGAGAAGAGGUUACUGAUGGUAACCUUUCACUCUGGGUACAUCUUUAUCCAGACAGACAAACCCAUCUACAACCCAGGAGAUACCGUUCGACUUCGAGCCUUUGUGUCUUCUCCAAACUUUAGGGCCAUUAACAACUCCAUCGCAAUAGAUAUUGAGAAUCCAGAUGGUGUGGUGGUUAAACAGGUCUCCAGGACCAGGGCUGUUCAUGGCAUCUAUUCGGAAACAUUUCCACUCUCUGAAUAUGUCAAUGAAGGAACGUGGAUUAUUACAGCAAAGUUUGACCACUGGGAGGAGAACACUUUCACCUCUCAGUUUCAGGUGAAGAAAUAUGUGCUUCCUGCCUUCAAUGUUACCUUAACACCCAAGAAGACCUUCCUUAGCUUGGAUGACAGUGAACUGGUAGUAGAAAUCUCAGCCAGGUACCUGUAUGGAGAGCCAGUCCAGGGGACAGCUUAUGUUGUGUUUGGAGUCAAGAUCAAUAAAGAAAUGAUAAGAUUACCUUCAGUGAAGCAGGUGUCAAAUCUUGAUGGUGGAACUGUUACACUGAGCAUGGAGGAGAUCAAAAGUGCUUACCCCAACAUUCAAUCUUUGAUCGGGAACUCUGUGUAUGUCAAGGCCUCUGUGCUCACCAGCACAGGAAGUGAUCUGGUUGAGGCCGAGAAGUCUGGCAUUAAAAUUGUGGAAUCUCCCUACGUCUUAUUGUUCCAAAACAUACCAAAGUACUUCAAGCCAGGCCUGCCAUUUGACUUCACAAUUCAGGUGAGCCACCACGAUGGUUCUUUGGCCCGUAACGUCCUGGUUAAGCUGAACUUGCUGGACACUCCAUUAGUCGUGUCCUCCGGAACCACCAGAGCUACCAUCAACAUGCCCAAGAAUAAUCAACCACAAACCAUCAUUGCUGAAACAGCACAGGAUGGCUUGAGACCAGAGCAGCAGGCAAAGCAACAGGUCACUGUUCAGCCCUACACCACCCAUGACCAUGAAAAGAACUACCUGCAUGUCUCCACAGGAACUACCACAGUGUCUUUAGGAGAAAGACUGUCUGUGAAGGUCACAGCCAGUCCUGCAGAUGACUCGUUCAGAGGAUUCAUCAAAGUUAUCACCUACCUGAUUCUCAGUAAAGGAAAAAUCAUACAAGCUGGGCGCAUGGAUGUAACUGGUCAGCUGGUCACCAACAUCGGGCUGAUGGUGACACCUGACAUGAUGCCGUCGUUUCGUGUUGUGGCGUACUACAUUAUUCCCUGGAUUGGAGGAGAGGAGGUGGUGUCAGACUCCAUCUGGAUAGAUGUGGUGGAUUCCUGUCUUGGAGGGCUCACAGUGGGGCCAGUGGACGGCAUACCGAGAGACUACCUUCCUGGGAAGAUGUUUCGCUUUAAGAUAAGAGGUGACCCGGGGGCAAAGGUCAGUCUGGUGGCUGUGGACAACGCUGUGUAUCUUCUCAGCAGGGACAGACUCACGCAAAAGAAGAUUUGGGACGUGGUCGAGCACGGUGAUAUUGGUUGCACACGAGGGGGAGGCCGAGAUGCCAAGGGGGUAUUUCAAGACGCAGGACUGCUUUACUCCUCCAGCAGUGGCUUUCAAACCCCAAAUAGGCAAGCCUUGCAGUGUCCAGGCAGUGCCAGAAGGCGGCGCUCUGCUGAACUGUUGCGACGUAAAGCACAGCUGGAGAGUCACUACAAGGAGAAGCUGCAGUAUCGUUGCUGUAAAGAUGGCCUUCGGGAGAUCCCGAUGCCGUACUCUUGCACACGACGCUCCCUCUACAUCACCGAGGGAUGGGAGUGCAUCCGGGCUUUCCGCUAUUGCUGCGCCACAUUGAGGGACCAGCCGUUUAACACAGAGAUUCCUACGACACCGUCGUCGCCCACUACAACACCUGUUCCCACCACCACUGCUGCUGAAAUUAUUUUGCCAGAUCGGAGAGUACAUCUCUCGCGAGAGAACUUUAACUGGAGAUAUCCUUCACCUGGACUACCUGGACCACCUGGACCACCUGAAAUUGAAAGAAGCACUGUAUUGCGUGGACUUCCCGGCCAGCCUGGACCAAUUGGGCGUGAUGUGUACCUUCAGACAAAUGCGAGGAAAACAGAGGAAGAAGAUUUGGUGCUUAGUUCAAUUGCAAAAGAGAUCAUCGAAGAAGGCGAAGAGGAAGAAGAGUACACAGAUGAGGCUGACGUAUAUCUGCGUUCCAAGUUCUAUGAGUCUUGGAUGUGGAUGGAUGUUAACCUGCCCAGUCAGGCAGAUAGAGACAGUAGACACGGGUUGGCCUCGAUGACUAUGGGGGACCCCUUACCUGAUAGCAUCACAGAAUGGGGGCUUCUGGCUGUCAGUGCAUCACCCCACACAGGUUUCUGUGUUGCGGAGCCCUACAACUUCAGAGCGUGGAAACGUUUCUUUGUGGAGCUGAAGCUGCCGUAUUCAGUGGCGAGACAUGAACAGGUUGAAAUAAAAGCUGUGGUCCAUAACUACGGCUCUGAGGAAUUACAUGUCAGGGUGGUGCUCAUGAAGACUGAAGGCAUAUGCAGCAUUGCUUUCAAGGACAGACACACACAGGAAGUGACAGUGCCAGCUGGCUCUUCGAUAGCUGUGCCCUACACCAUUGUACCGCUGGUGGUGGGAAAACAUCCGUUGGAGGUGAUGGUGCUCGGGAGAGACAUGACGGGAGGAGACCGUAUCCAGAAGCUUUUACGAGUAGUGCUCGAUGGAGUUCAGAAGACUGAAGUUUGGAGUGUGGUGUUGAACCCAUCUGCUGAGGGAGGAACACAGACAGUCCGUGUUGGAAAGAUUGAACUGGAGUCAGUAGUGCCAAACUCUCAACCUGAGUCAUUGGUCAAUGUCAGAGGCAGCGUGUUAGCAGACAGUAUUGAGAACUCCAUCAACGAGGACUCUCUGGGAUCUCUGAUCAGGAUGCCUGGUGGCUGUGUGGAGCAGAACCUAGCCUCCAUUACUCUGCCCCUCAUUGCCACCCUCUACUUAGACCGAACUGGCAACUGGGAGAGCGUAGGCGUGCAGCGCAGGGCAGAGGCUCUCAAGUACAUCAAGAGAGGCUAUGACAAUCAGCUGGCAUACAGAAGGCGUGACGGCUCUUACCCGCCCUACAGCAGGGAAGGAGCAAGUACCUGGAUCACAGCAUAUGUGGUAAAGGUGUUCUCCAUGGCUCACUCCAUCAUCGGCAUUGAGAAGCAACAAGUGUGCGACCCUCUGGUCUACCUGGUGAUGAACAAACUCAGAGAAAAUAAAGGAAUAUAUGUAGAGAACAACCCAGUUUACAGCACUACCAUGACGGGCGGUCUCCGUGGUGAUGACCCAGAGAUAACACUUACCGCCUUUGUCCACAUCGCACUAGCUGAGGCCAGGCAGGCAGGGAUCACCUGCGUCAUUCCUGGUUUGGAGAUGGAGAAUGCCAUGGGUAAGACCACACAGUACUUGACCAAUGCCCUGACUAGAAAUGGGAGGAGACCGUACACCGUGGCCAUCACCUCUUAUGCUCUGGCUCUUGCGGGGGCACCUCACAAUGUUCAUCAACCGUUACUCGAAGCUGCAGCCCGAGGUGGCAGCCACUGGCCUGACAGGGAAAACCACUUCUUCACGUUGGAGGCGACCGGCUAUGCCCUGCUGGCUCUGAUUAAGUUGGGACACAUGGAGGAGGCAGCAGCACCCUUUAAAUGGCUGAACAGCCAGCGAAGAAGAGGAGGCGGCUUUGGCUCUACUCAGUCCACCAUGGUGGUGCUUCAGGCACUGUCAGAGUAUAUGAUUAAGAGACCUCCUCCUGAUGACCUCAGUCUGGAUGUAGACAUCAGGAUCACUGGACGCAGAGAUGUCCGCUACCAUUUUAACCCAAGGACAGCCUAUGGCGCUCGCUCAUCCAAGUUGCCUGCUAACCUUGAUUUGGAAGUCAGAGCUCAAGGAAACGGACAGGGAAUACUUGAGGUUGUGACCCAUUAUAACCAGCUGCAUGAGGUGGAUGAGAAAAUGCCCUGCCAGCACUUUGAGCUCAGUGUUGCUAUUGAAGAGUCCCGGGAAAAGCCUCCAGCAGAUGUAGAGAAGUCCUAUCAGAUCACCAUCAAAGUGAGGGCUUUAGGACCCAGAGAUGUCAGGAUGGUGGUUCUUGACAUCAGUUUGCCCACUGGCUUCACCCCAGAAAACUCAGACCUGGAGAUGUUGUCCAACUCAGUGGAUCAUUACAUCAAUAACUUCCAGAUAGUAGAUAACCUGAGUGACAGGGGAUCCCUGAUCAUCCACCUGUUUAAGGUUUCUCACAAAGAGCCUGAGAUCCUAAUAUUCAGACUCCAGCAGACCUUCAAAGUUGGCCUCCUGCAGCCAUCCUCAGUGACUGUUUACGAGUAUUACAACCCAGACCGCCGCUGCAGUCGUACUUACACCCCCCGUGAGAACAAGGAGCAGCUCAGUCAGAUCUGUAGAAACAACGUCUGCCGCUGCACACAGGGUGACUGCUGCAUCUCCAAAGCGGACAGUGAAAACUUCCCCAGCAAAGAAAGAGAGACGUUUGCCUGCAAGAGCUUACACCAUGUUUUCCAGGUGAAGGUGCUGAAUGUCAUCCAGAGUUACUACGACAAAUACGAGAUGGAGAUCACACAAGUUAUCAAACUGGGUCUGGAGGGUGGAGUUGGAGCGGGUCAGACGAGGAUCUUCAUGUCUCACGGAGGCUGCAGAGAUGGACUAGACUUGAAACAGGGCUCCCAGUACCUCAUCAUAGGCCCCAAGGAGGACCAGUGGAAUGUUGAUACUGAAACCAACAAGUUCAUCUACAUGUUGGGGAAGGACACCUGGGUGGAGCGCUGGCCUUCACCUGCAGAGUGCUCCAGCCACCCCAGCCUGCAAGCUAAAUGCAGGAGUCUAAGCGACACUGCCAGAGAACUGUCGGUCAACGCCUGCAGGCUGUAGAGGUGUCAGAGCAGCUGUCGCACACUAUUUGUCACACACAUACAAAAAAAGGAAAUAAUUUUGUAUGUGCAGGCUUACUGUACCCCUGAUAAAUUCUUUCAAUCUAUAUUUAGUUUUCUCUGUGAAAAGGGAAGUGAGAGUCUUGCCAGUUACCAUAACUUUGAACAAGAUGAAGAAGUAUAAACCGCAGAGAGAGAUGUGUAGUUAUUCUGUGUUUUGCAUAUUUGUCGCACUUACAUGUUUGAGAUCAACUUAAUUUUAAUGCUGGACAAAGAAAAUACACGUAAUUAUAAAAUGCAUUUUUAAAAAUUAUGUUUUUAUUAAGGGAAAAAAGGCUAUUCAAACCUACCUGACCCUAUUUGAAAACAUAAUUGCCCCAUAAACUGUUUUUUUGCAUUACAGUGGAGGAAUUUUUGGCCUACCCUUCUUUGCAGAAUUGUUUAAUUUAGCCACACUGGAAGUUUUUACAAUCAUGAAUGGCCAGUUUAAGUCCAAUCCAAAGCAUAUUAAUUGGCUUUAGGUCUGGACUUUCACUAUGCCAUCACUUUCUGGUCUGCUUUGGGUCAUUGCUACAUAACCAAACUUAGCUUGUGUUUUCAGGCACAAAAUGAUGGCUAGAUUUUCUGGUAGAAAGCUGAAGCAGCAGAGCAGCCCAGACCAUCACACUAAAACCACCAUGUUUGACUGUUUUUAUGAUGUUGAUUUAUAACAUGCUUUUAAUUUGACACCAGAUGUAACAGGAUUCAAACCUUCCAAAAAGUUAAACUUUUGUCUCAUCAGUCCACACAAUAUUUUCCCUGCAGUCAGAUGUUUUGUGGCAAAUGUGAGACAAGUCAUUGUGGCAGUGGUUUUCUGAUUGGAACUCUGCCAUGGAUGCCAUUUUUGUUCAGUCUCGUUCUUAUUGUUGAACCACAAAAUCUGACCAUAACAGAGGAAAAUGAUGUCUGCAGUUCUUCAGAUGUUGCUUUGGGUUCUUUCAUGAUCUCCUGGAUGAGUAGUCAGUGCACUUAUGAAGUCAUUUUAGCCUGCAACUCCUGGGAAGUUUCACCACUCUUCUCAGUUUUCUCUGUGUGUAGAUAAUGGUUCUCUCUGUGGUUCACUGGAGUCCCAAAGCCCGAGGCUUUGUAAAGCUUAACAAACCGAUAGAUAUGGAUGAUUUUAUUUUAAAUCUGUUCUUGAAUUUCUUUAGAUUGUUUCUGACCUUCUUUGAUCUUGUAACCUACCUACUUCAUUUUGUCUGACAGAUUCUAUUUAUAUGAUUUCUUGAUUCAGUGCUCUUCUUGUUGGCUCUGACUCGGUAAAUAACCGCAUGAAUAAUGAUGUUAUUUUCACCUCUAAAGUUGUCUCACUGUUUAACACAGAUCAAGAUCAAAUUAAUCUUAAAGGACAAGCAAUGAAUGUAAUGAAGAUGUAGUGUGUGUGUGUGUGUGUGUGUGUGUGUGUGUGUGUGUGUGUGUGUGUGUGUGAAUAAGACUUAAAAUGUAAAAAGUCCUUUGAGAGAUCAAAGUUGAGUACUGGUCCAACUUUUCUUUUUCAAGGGUGGAAAAAAUAAACACAUGAGAAACGAGUGGACCAGCUUGAAUUAUUUAGGAAUUUCGGUAAUCAACACAGACUCGAACAUAUAGAUAUGCUAAUAUUUGGUCAUAUGUACCUUAGCAAGUUCUACCUGGAUAUUUUCCCAUGGAUAUUGGGAAAAUGUACUGAGCUCGUGACCAGCGUGACCCCAGAAAAGGAGCGACUGGUGAUUGGAGCAGACUUCAGUGGACAGGUAGGGGGAAGGGAACAGAGGUGAUGAGGUGGUGUUGAUUAGGUAUGAUAUUAAGAAGAGAAAUGCAGAAGAAUAACAAUGUAUACUUUAUUGAUCCCCAUGGGGAAAUUACUUUCUCUGCAUUUGACCCAUUCACUCAGUGGAGCUGUGGGCAGCCAGUAAGCAGUGUGUAGGGAUGGUACCUUGCUCAGUGGUACCUCAGGGUAGCUGCUCAGUGGAUUCGAACCCCCAACUUUCCGAUCAUAGGGGGCGACCACUCUACCUACUGAGCUAUCCCUGCCCUAAUGCUGGUGGUUUGAGAAAUGGAAUCAAAGCCAGUGGAGACAAGACAAAAUACAUGUAUAAAUGAGAGGGAGACGAGUGGAAAGGUGAACGUGCAAGGAUCACAAAAGCGAUAUUGAAGGUGGAUGAAUAUGAACACCUGGGGUCAGCCAUGAAAUGAACAGUGCACAAGAGAGAUGAAGAAGCGAGUGCAGGCCGGGUGGAGUGGGUGAAGUGGGUGGAGUAAUUUGUGACAGAUGAAUAACAACGAGUGAAAGGGAAGAUUAACAAGAUAGUAAUGAGACAUGCUUGAUGUGUGACUUAGAAACAUGUCAUGUUCGUUGUGGUGAAAGAAGAAAAGUGAUGCAUACAGAGCAACAUUCUUGACAGGAAGUGAUUUGUAACUUGUUUGUGCAAUGUUCAAUAAGAACACAGACAUGAUAACAUGCACAGGCCUGCAGUAAAACCAGUGGCUGUAGAAAACCCUCCACCGACGCUUAUUUUAAUACUUUUAUCUUCAUAAUACAAGAAUUAAUUCCACUGUGGGAUGCAUCUGAUUGCAUUUUUAUUUGUAUUUGUGAUUGCUGUUGUGUUUUGAUUAGUGUUUGACUCCUGAUGUUAUUGUGAACAAUAUAAACAGUUUGAAUGAAAUAUUUGAUUAAACAAAAUCUGUAAUGAUA
Messenger RNA from Oreochromis aureus, 8055 nucleotides. RefSeq names its product complement C3-like. The coding region runs from base 1 to 5346 and encodes 1781 amino acids. Gene Ontology annotation, cellular component: extracellular region. NCBI's taxonomy places the organism in Eukaryota, Metazoa, Chordata, Actinopteri, Cichliformes, Cichlidae. The transcript has 44 exons. Gene Ontology annotation, molecular function: endopeptidase inhibitor activity; protein binding. The record is from RefSeq and is a predicted model, not a curated record.